Molecule: messenger RNA, 2999 nt
Organism: Glycine soja
Lineage: Eukaryota; Viridiplantae; Streptophyta; Magnoliopsida; Fabales; Fabaceae
Product: CDPK-related kinase 1-like
Exons: 11
Coding region: 708-2459 (583 amino acids)
Biological process (GO): intracellular signal transduction; peptidyl-serine phosphorylation; protein autophosphorylation
Cellular component (GO): nucleus; cytoplasm
Molecular function (GO): calcium/calmodulin-dependent protein kinase activity; calcium-dependent protein serine/threonine kinase activity; calmodulin binding
Source: RefSeq, a predicted model, not a curated record
AAAGCAGAAAAAGGAGGCUUGGUUUUCUUUUCCUUGCGGCUUCUGCUAAGCAAGCAUCUUUCCUUUCCCUCACUUUUUCUCUCCAGUGUUCUUCCUUUGGUUCCUCCCAUCAUUCUUUUUUUUUUUUAAAAAAAAAUUCUCUCCCUUGUUCCAACCACAGAAGGUUCUCUCCUACAGAUCAAUUCUUUCAGAUUUUCAAUUUCCAACCCUGAAAAGGCCAUAAAAAUUUCCCUGAUUUUCGUUCAGGAAAUUUCCCUCCCUCCUAUUUUCUGGUGUUUCAUUGAUCAACCCCACCAAAAAACACUUUUUUUUUUACAAAAAAAAGUUCCUCCCCAACCCCCCCCCCCCCCCCCCCGUAAAUACCUCACUUUUUUUUUUCUUUUUCCUUGGUUUUCAAUAUUUUUUAGCUUCAAAAGCCUCUGAAUUUGACACUUCCCUGAUCUCAAGUUUUAUACUUUGUUCAAAUCUUUGCUUCUUCUUCUUCUCCUCAUCCUUCUCUAAUUUCUGCUAACAGUCCCUUCUCUCUCUGUCUCUCACAGUACAUACUCACUUUUUUUUUUCUUUUCAAUUUUCUAUAUUUGAGCUUCAAAACUCAAGAGCCUCUGAAUUUGGCACUUCCCUGAUCUCAAGUUUCACUUUAGUAGUGAAAUCUUUGCUCCUCCUCCACCACCUUCUUCUUAUUGUUAUUCUUUUAGAAUUCUGAUUUGAUGGGAAUCUGCCAUGGGAAACCCAUUGAAACCCAACAAAGUCAAAGAGAGACCAACAACCCAUCAGAAUUCCCAAGUGACCACCCAACUCCCACAAAACCCCCCAAAGCCUCAUCAAAAUUCCCAUUCUACAGCCCAAGCCCUCUCCCCAAUUGGUUCAAAAACUCCCCAUCCUCAAACUCGAACCCUAGCAGUGUCAGCUCAACACCCUUAAGGAUCUUCAAGCGCCCCUUCCCUCCGCCCUCGCCGGCCAAGCACAUUCGGGCGCUGCUCGCCCGGCGCCACGGCUCCGUCAAGCCCAACGAAGCCGCCAUACCGGAGGGGAGCGAGUGCGAGGUCGGUCUUGACAAGAGCUUUGGGUUUGCUAAGCAGUUUUCGGCUCAUUAUGAGCUCAGUGACGAAGUCGGCCGGGGGCAUUUUGGGUACACCUGCUCUGCCAAGGGCAAGAAGGGGGCGUUCAAGGGCGUGGAUGUUGCCGUCAAAGUCAUUCCUAAAGCCAAGAUGACCACGGCAAUUGCUAUAGAGGAUGUAAGGAGAGAAGUGAAGAUAUUGCGGGCUUUAACAGGACAUAAAAAUCUGGUGCAAUUCUAUGAAGCCUAUGAAGAUGAUGCCAAUGUUUAUAUAGUUAUGGAGUUAUGCAAAGGAGGGGAAUUGCUAGAUAGGAUUCUUUCCAGGGGUGGAAAGUACUCAGAAGAGGAUGCCAGAGUAGUUAUGAUCCAAAUAUUGAGUGUGGUAGCAUUUUGUCAUCUGCAAGGUGUUGUUCACCGUGAUCUCAAGCCAGAGAAUUUUCUUUUCACUUCUAAGGAUGACAAUUCCUCGUUGAAGGCCAUUGAUUUUGGAUUGUCUGACUAUGUAAAGCCAGAUGAGAGGUUGAAUGAUAUUGUGGGAAGUGCUUAUUAUGUAGCUCCAGAAGUUUUGCAUAGAUCUUAUGGGACUGAAGCAGAUAUGUGGAGCAUUGGUGUAAUUGCUUAUAUUCUUUUAUGUGGAAGCCGUCCCUUUUGGGCCCGGACAGAAUCUGGUAUAUUUCGGGCUGUACUGAAGGCAGAUCCUAGUUUUGAUGAGGCUCCUUGGCCUUCUUUAUCAGUUGAUGCUAAAGAUUUUGUAAAGAGGUUGUUGAAUAAGGAUUACCGUAAAAGAUUGACUGCAGCUCAGGCACUAAGUCAUCCAUGGCUGGUGAAUCAUCAUGAUGAUAUGAGGAUACCUUUGGAUAUGAUAAUCCACAAGCUUGUUAAAGCUUACAUUUGCUCGUCUUCCUUACGCAAAUCUGCUUUACGGGCUCUUGCAAAGACAUUAACAGUAGCUCAGCUAACAUAUCUCAGAGAUCAAUAUACUCUGUUAGGGCCAAACAAAAGUGGAUUAAUUUCUAUGCAGAACUUUAAGACGGCUGUUUUGAGGAGCUCCACAGAUGCCUCAAAGGAUUCACGGGUCUUAGAAUAUGUCAGUAUGGUUAGUUCUAUCCAAUAUAGGAAAUUAGAUUUUGAGGAGUUUUGUGCUGCUGCUAUAAGUGUGCACCAACUUGAGGGAAUGGAGACCUGGGAGCAACAUGCAAGGCGUGCCUAUGAGCUUUUUGAAAAGGAAGGAAAUAGACCAAUUAUGAUUGAGGAGCUUGCCUCGGAACUUGGGCUUAGUCCAUCAGUACCUGUUCAUGUAGUACUUCAAGACUGGAUAAGACAAUCAGACGGGAAGCUUAGUUUCUUGGGGUUUGUUAGGCUUCUGCAUGGGGUUUCUGCCCGUGCAUUUCAGAAGGCCUGAGAGAAUGCACACAGUUGCUAUUGUUUUUUCUUGCCCAUGUUACCUUUAAUUAUUUUGAUGGUCUGCUGAUGCUAACUCCAUCAGCAGACCUCAGUGAUGGCUUCUGCAAGUUGAAAGCAGUGGCUGAUAGGAAUUUGUUUCUGAAGCUUUAUGCAACAUAUAUCAAUCCCUCUUUUCCAAGAUUUUCAAACACAACCUAUUCCCCUCCUUGUUUCUCACUCACUUUAGGUUGGUGGUUCUGGAGUUAGAUGCUUGUACAGUUGAAAGCUAGACCAAAAAUUGUACUUAGGACCAUCAGAACCUCUGAAAAAUGUUGAGUUGUCUUAAGGGCUUACCCCUUGUGUACCCAUGGCACCUAUCAAUAAACCUUAUCACGUGAACUCCUUGAUAGUAGACAAAUAUUUAGCUUUUUUUUUUUUUGUAUUUAUAUGUUAUUAUUAUUCAAGGCAACAAGGAAUGGUACUUUUAUAUACAAUAGCAUUAUGGAGUUUUGAAUCUAUAACUUGCAAACUAUGCAAAUGCAAAACCUUUUUCCUCAUA